AUGGCGUGGCUUAUUAUCCUUCUUCUCUGCGCUGGGAAUUCAAGUGCACGGUAUAUUCGCGAUUAUAUUCAUAAAAGUAGCCCACACUUGGAGGAUAGAGUAUUCAGUCUGCUCGUCAGAUUACAAUUGGAGGAGUUCUAUGACACACUGCUUCUCUAUGGAGAGGAUUGUGUUUUUCAUUCGCCAUCCCGACGCUUGAAUGUAUCCACAGUGCUCGUGUCCUCGGGCAGCUCCAACUUUGAUUGGAACUUCAGCAGCCUAACCUUGAUAUUGAGCUGUAGUCCUGAAGACGAAAACGAGACAAACUACCAGACUCUUGCUAAAUUGCAACGCAACAGGAGGUUAGUUUAUCUAAGAGAAGUUACUAACCCGCAUUCGGUGUGCGAAAGAUAUUCACAGAAGGAACAAUACAAUGUAGCUACAAUAGCGGAAGACUUCGAUAGGUCGAGAACUGUCUAUGCGUGUCGCCACUUUAGAGAUCCUAGCAUCGAGGAAGUAAGUUUACUGGAGAGAAAUCCAGUUUUUAUAGAACAGUUCCGGAAUAUGCACGGAAAACCCAUCCGAGCAGUGGCAGAUCUCUUAUCUCCGCGUUCGAUGCUUUAUGUGGAUGCAAAGACCGGUGAUAUGAAAACAACAGGCUAUGUGGCCAAUUUGGUUAAUACUUUCGCUGAGAGAGUAAAUGCUACCCUGGAAUUAGAGGUUUUGGCCAAUAAAUUGAUCGUAAAGGAAAUUUUAAGUAUGGUGGAAAACGAACAGCUGGACAUUGGGAUCACCCUAGAAUCCUCCUUUCGAAUGACAUUCAUAGAUAUUUCCAGUUAUCCGUACAUUCUGACAUCGUACUGUCUUAUGGUUCAGGUUCCAGCAAAGUUGCCGUACAAUUUGGUGUAUGCCAUGAUAAUAGAUCCGCUCGUCCUGGGAAUAAUCUUUCUGUUGUUCUGCCUGCUCUCUGUCCUGCUAGUAUACAGCCAGAAAAUGUCAUGGCAGGACCUGAGCCUGGCCAACAUUGUACUUAAUGAUAAGAGCCUACGAGGUCUCCUGGGCCAAUCCUUUCCGUUUCCAUUGAAUGCUAGCAAAAAGCUGAGGCUGAUAUUUACCAUUUUAUGCUUUGCCAGCAUUAUGCUUACCACGAUGUACGAAGCCUACUUGCAAUCCUUCUUCACGAACCCGCCAUCCGAACCAGAAAUCCGCUCAUUCCAAGAUAUUGGCAGCUAUAACCGAAGAAUUGCAAUGCCUGCUCUGGAGAUUAAUGGUUUGAUCAAGACCAAUAAUUCACACUUCAGAGGAAUUCGCGUAGAUGAUUUAGAAAUUUUCGAUAAUAUGCCGGAGUGCUAUGAGCAGCGCGACGCCUUCAACCUGAGCUACAACUAUGUGGUAACCGGAGAUCGCUGGAGAUCCUACGCGGAACAGCAGACGCUUUUCAAGGAGCCAGUCUUCUACUAUGCGAGGGACUUGUGCUUCUCAAGACUGAUCUUCUUGUCGGUUCCCCUGCGAAGACACCUGCCAUAUCGUCAUCUCUUCGAUGAACACAUGAUGCAGCAGCAUGAGUUCGGCCUUGUGAACUAUUGGAUGAGCCACAGCUUCUUCGACAUGGUGAGACUUGGUCUAACGCCUCUCGAGGAUCUGAGUAGGCCAAUAGCGUACACUCCAAGCCUAUUAAUGGAUGACAUUUCGUGGAUACUAAAAAUCUACUUGGCUGCUAUGGUACUCUGCGUUCUCUGCUUAUUGUUGGAAAUUGGAGUAGACAUGUGGAAGCGCAGGGUGAAAUUCCGAAAUCUACAAAUUCUAAACACCUUUUGA
Drosophila erecta is the source of this 1797-nucleotide messenger RNA. RefSeq lists its product as uncharacterized. The coding region runs from base 1 to 1797 and encodes 598 amino acids. The record is from RefSeq and is a predicted model, not a curated record. NCBI's taxonomy places the organism in Eukaryota, Metazoa, Arthropoda, Insecta, Diptera, Drosophilidae. The transcript has a single exon.